Messenger RNA from Parnassius apollo (apollo), 768 nucleotides. The record is from the annotation of a GenBank genome assembly. NCBI's taxonomy places the organism in Eukaryota, Metazoa, Arthropoda, Insecta, Lepidoptera, Papilionidae.
AUGCUGCUCGUACGAUCUCCUAACUCUGACGAAGUUACGUGUAGAAGUAACGUAAUAUGUAGUGAAUUGAGAUGUAAUAAGUGCAAAGUGAUAAUCAAUGAAUUGUUGGCCUUUGUUAGUAACAAGGUCGACACACUGCAAGAAACAGGAAUUAUACAAAUUUGUAUGAGUGCCUACUCUGCCGAUGAAAUUGAGAACGCAAGAUCAGUUGCCUAUAAGCUACUGGCGCCUACGAAGAUGUACAUGAGAAGAAAGGAGGGGGCUGAGCAAAAAAGCAUUCAAGAUAUCAUAAAACUUAUAAAAGAGUUUGACCCUGACUGCCUGCCAAUCUUCGCAGCAACAAACUUAAACAAACUUUCGGCUGUAUCAUUUGAUCACGUCGAUGUGACAACUUUUUUUAAAGAAAUGACUUUACUUAAGAGAGACGUAGCCUGUUUGAAGGCUGAACAACCUGUGAUAAGCAAUGAAGUUAAAUUAUCGGAGGAUAUUGAUUUAAUACGGAAGGAGAUUGAUGAUGUCAAAAAAAUUAUGUUGGAAUUCCGCCAUGGCAGCAGUAAACGACAAGACGAUCUGUUUCUUGGGUCUUAUCAUAAUGAUAAGAACACUAGUAACAAGUUAAAUAAUAGUUACGAGAAUACUAACAAUUUAAAUGGGGGUAUCGUUGAGAUUGAUAUCGACAUGCCCCGAACGGACGUAAACAAACCAAGUGAGGGAGAAAGUACGUGCACGAGCUCUCUCUCUCUUUUGCGCAUACGCCGUUGCCGGUAA